AUGUCAGACGAAGAAGUGGAAGUAGCUACGACUUUCAAAAAGCAAAAAAACAGUUCAGACUCGGAUGAACAAACGGUAGUGUUGCCAACAAAACGUGCACAGAAACAGAAUCCGAACAAACAGUCAACAGCGGGAACCAGGAAGCAGAAACCAGACAUAAAUACAGAGAACAGUGAUGAUGAUAAGGCUGAGGAAUCAAGGACAACACUUUCGGUACAACAGCAACGAGAGAAUGCGACGGCAACAUACGAACUUGAUACCGAGAGAGACAGAGACGCACAGGCUAUAUUCGAGAAGGCGCAGAAAAUUAACGAGGAAUUACAAGGCCAGGCCGAUGAUAAAAUUUACCGCGGUAUAAAUAAUUACGCGCAAUACUACAAGAAACGGGAUACGGCCGCCGGGAACGCCAGCUCGGGACUGGUGAGAAAAGGGCCUAUUAGGGCUCCAGCGAAUUUGAGGGCCACAGUCAGAUGGGACUACCAACCGGAUAUAUGCAAGGAUUACAAGGAAACCGGUUUUUGUGGUUUCGGAGAUUCCUGUAAAUUUCUUCACGAUCGCUCCGAUUACAAACACGGCUGGCAGCUGGAAAGAGAAGAGGUGGAGGCUGCAGCAGUUGGAGGCGACUCCGAUUAUGAGGUCCACAGCGACGAGGAGCUGCCCUUCCGCUGUUUUAUAUGCAGAGGAAGCUUCACAGACCCUAUUGUCACCAAAUGUAAACACUACUUCUGCGAGAAAUGCGCUUUAGAAAAUUACAAGAAAUCUGCAAGAUGUUUCAUAUGCAACGCUCAAACUGGAGGUGUGUUCAAUCCAGCGAAGGAGCUUGAAGCCAAGUUGGUGAAGAGAGAAGAGAGUGAUGAUGAUGAUGAUGAUGAUGAUGAUUAA
Molecule: messenger RNA, 882 nt
Organism: Achroia grisella
Lineage: Eukaryota; Metazoa; Arthropoda; Insecta; Lepidoptera; Pyralidae
Gene: mdlc
Product: E3 ubiquitin-protein ligase RNF113A
Exons: 7
Coding region: 1-882 (293 amino acids)
Biological process (GO): snoRNA splicing
Cellular component (GO): U2-type spliceosomal complex
Molecular function (GO): metal ion binding
Source: RefSeq, a predicted model, not a curated record